Callithrix jacchus (white-tufted-ear marmoset) is the source of this 1079-nucleotide messenger RNA. It is a transcript of the gene SPA17, whose product is annotated as sperm autoantigenic protein 17. Gene Ontology annotation, biological process: binding of sperm to zona pellucida. Gene Ontology annotation, cellular component: membrane. Gene Ontology annotation, molecular function: calmodulin binding. Lineage: Eukaryota; Metazoa; Chordata; Mammalia; Primates; Cebidae. The record is from RefSeq and is a predicted model, not a curated record.
AAAUAACGGUUACUUAGCAACGAGAAAAACAAGAGGAACCAGCGGCACCAGCUGGGAGAGAAAGGAGGUUCCAUAGGCAGUUCUUACCAAGAAGAUGUCGAUUCCAUUCUCCAACACCCACUGUCGAAUUCCACAAGGAUUUGGGAAUCUUCUUGAAGGGCUGACACGCGAGAUUCUGAGAGAACAACCGGACAAUAUACCAGCUUUUGCAGCAGCAUAUUUUCAGAGCCUUCUAGAGAAAAGAGAGAAAACCAACUUUGAUCCAGCAGAAUGGGGGAGUAAGAUAGACGACCGCUUCUAUAACAAUCAUGCAUUUGAGAAGCAAGAACCACCUGAGAAAUGUGAUCCUAAGCAAGAAAAGUCUCAGAUAUCUGCGAAGGAGGAAGAAACACCAGUCACCAUCUUAAAGCAAGAACCACCUGAGAAAUGUGAUCCUAAACAAGAAAAGUCUCAGACAUCUGGGACGGAGGAAGAAACACCAGUCACCAUCUUAAAGCAAGAACCACCUGAGAAAUGUGAUCCUAAACAAGAAAAGUCUCAGAUAUCUGGGAAGGAGGAAGAAACACCAGUCACCAUCUUAGACUCUUCUGAGGAAGAUAAAGAAAAAGAAGAGGUUGCUGCUGUCAAAAUCCAGGCUGCCUUCCGGGGACACAUAGCCAGAGAGGAGGUGAAGAAAAUGAAAACAGAUAGUCUUCAAAAUGAGGAAGAUGAAGAAAAAGAGGAAAACAAGUGAGGACACUUAUUUUUACCUCCAGGAAACAUGAAGUAUAAUUCAACUCCAUUAAUCUUCUUGUUAUUGUCAUUUUUUCCUGAGUAAGGAAGAUUCGAUGUUGUGAAAUAACAUUUGUUGCUGUUGUGAAAAUCUGUCACGAGCAUUUGUUUAAUAAGGGUACCAUUGAAACAUGCCACUUGAAGAUUUCUCUGCGAUCAUGAGUUUGUUUACACUUGUCUCAAGCCUAUCUAAGAGACCCUUAGAUUUAGAGUUAUAGAACUAAAGUAUCUGAGAUUACAGAGAUCUCAGAGGUUAUGUGGUCUCACCAUUAUCAAAUAAAUAAAUCCUCUCUAUCACAUCCCCCAAA